Messenger RNA from Parasteatoda tepidariorum (common house spider), 2391 nucleotides. NCBI's taxonomy places the organism in Eukaryota, Metazoa, Arthropoda, Arachnida, Araneae, Theridiidae. The record is from RefSeq and is a predicted model, not a curated record.
UGACCUUGAUUGCCUGAGUUCACGUAACGGUGCGCUGCGGAACAGGUUCUAUUUUUCUUUAUUUAGUUUUUCUUUUUGUUUCUGAUCGGGCACAUUUCUUUUCCAAGAUUCACCCAACCGGCUUUAGGUUAUCUGUCAGGCAGUUCUGUAAAAAGACGGAUGCAAUUCGUUGUAAUUCCACGUGGCCGACAUGUUGUUUAUGAAAAUAUUGUCAAUUUCUCUAUUUGUGCAUAUUGUUUAUUCAGUUCAUGGAUUUAAACUAAAUGCACCGACUAUACUGAUCAAUUACAUGUAUGAUCUUCCUUCAAAUUUUACUUUAGUGAUCAGUGAAACUAAUACUAAAGACUGUUUUAAUUGGCAAUCAGCGGAUUCCAGUUUAGUAACGGUAACUCCUCUGUUUGAUUCACCACUUAACCAAUGCUCUCAAAAAGCUGUAAUUUCUGUCAUCGGUAACGAUACUUCUAUUAGAAGAACAAGAAUUACUGCAAUUCAUAAAGAUGAUGAAACUGUUCAUUUACACUGCGAUGUGUUUACGGACGUACUUCAUGCAAUCGAAUUACAAAACAUGUUUGAGCACGUUCACAUUAAUGGACCAUGGAUGAAGAUUUCUAUCCAGGCUCGAAACGCAAACGGAAAUGUGUUUGACAGUAUAAAUGGCAUUCGUUUCCAAUGGCAUUCAUCUUGCUCGAAUGAUGACGCUGAAAUAUUAAGGUUAAGAAUGAUUUCUGAGUCAAAUUAUACUUCUGCACAAGAUAGCGAUGCGUGGGAAAUUCGAGGACUCCUCUCAAGUUCUAUUUUUGUUGAAGGAAUCAGUGAAGGAAGUUGCAGCAUAACCGCAUCCACCGCAGACUACAAAGACAGGAAAACUCAAGUUGAGGUUUUGUCGACUUCCCCAGCAACGUUAAUUGUUUCACCAAACAUCCAAGUGUAUCCUUCAACUGAAUUAUAUAUUUUACGUCAUUCAACAGUUGAUCUUGGUUUCAGAACUAUAGAAGGGGAAGAGAUUGAAGUUUAUCAGAAGGAUGAUUCUAUUUUUUCCUCUUCUAACGAAGAUGUUGAAAUUUCAGAGGAUUUGAAAACGGUUACAGGUAAAAAUCUGGGUCAAACAGAAUUGAUUUACGACAGUAAAAGUGAAAGAUAUCCUCGAACUGCGGUAACUGUGAAUGUUGUGGAGCCUGAAAAUAUUGAGAUUCAAAUUUCUCGUGGUGGUUUCACGAACUUGGAAGAAAUGAAAAGCUACAUUAUCUGUGUUCACAUUUCAUCAGAAGGAAAGCGUGUGAUUGCAUCAGAUAAUCUGAGAGUAAAAGUUUUGUUUCCAAGCAAACUUUUUCACGUGCUGACGUCUACAAAGAAUGGUACAUAUUUUCAUGUCCAGACCUUAGCACCUGGUUCUGGCACUAUUAAAGUAGAAUACAAAGGCCACGUUUUAUCGGAUGGCAAAAUGGGAAAAGAACAAUCCAUCAGCACAUCAAUGAAAGUUCGAGUUUGUCACAAACUGCAAAUUUACCCUCCAUUCAGUCUUUUGCCUUCAGAUUCAGCUGGCAAUCCUUUGCACGAAAUCUCACUUCGAGUUUCUGGAGGAACGCAUAAUUACUCUUGGGGUCUAGAUGAUAGAUCUGCAGCAUCCAUUUCUACUGAUCGCGAAAACAACAAUGUAGCCAUGGUAACCGUCUUUAAGGAGUCAGAUUUCACAGUUUCAGCCGCGGAUAUCAACAAUGUCAAUCUUCUAGCUUCAGCAAAAGUUUCUGUUCAACCGGUUGCUGACAUCGAGGUAUAUCCAACAGUUGUAGAAGCGGAAAUAGGAAAUACUUUGCUCUUACCCGUUGCUCUUCUCGGAUACGAAUGCAGGGAAAGAAAAAUUAUCCGAAAGUUUGAUGACUGUUCAAAAAUAUACCCGACAGUUGAAAUAGUUGAAAAGCACAUUUUGGUUCAAGAUGAAGAACCAUAUGUUCCUGCAUUUGGGAAAGGUUGCCUCACUUUGCAAUUUCGCUGCAAAUCUCCAGGACAUUCUCGGAUAAAUAUUUUUUACUCCAGUAACAAAACUGGCGAAGUUCUCAAAACUACAACCGUUUUAUCCUGCUUCAAACCUCUAACUGCAGUGCACCCAAUACGUGUUGCGGUUGUAGCUCUUGGAGCAAACAAAGAAAUCGCUUUUGAUGGCGGUCCAAGAAAAUGGCCUUUGUUUAAAGAGGGACAUCUCACGACACUGGAAGCUAGCAAUCAUGGACUUCUUGAUAUUGAGCUUGUUAAAGACCCAAUAAGAUAUAAUAGAGAUUUGACAGUAUUCAGAGUUUUUUGUAAAUCAAUAGGGGAAACGGUACUUUUAUUCAAGAUUGGCAACAAUGUCUCAGCUACUCUUCCGCAUCCAGCAAAAGCAGAAACAUCGAUCAU